Wasmannia auropunctata (little fire ant) is the source of this 1315-nucleotide messenger RNA. Its product is annotated as prohormone-1-like. NCBI's taxonomy places the organism in Eukaryota, Metazoa, Arthropoda, Insecta, Hymenoptera, Formicidae. The record is from RefSeq and is a predicted model, not a curated record. Bases 178 to 459 code for a protein of 93 amino acids. The transcript has 3 exons.
CUGUCGUGGAGACAUCGAAACGACGCUAUCGGGAGAGAGAAAAAGACGAAAAGUGAGAAAGAAAGAGAGGGAGAAAGAGAGAGAGAGACCUUUACUCACGAGUGCCAUUCUUCUGGGACGAGGGCACGAGACACACAUCAGGCGAUACAUCAGUCUAUAUACGAGAUUCGCGGAGCGAUGCUGUCCAUACGAAGCGCGGUUGCUUUGGCGUUGAUGCUCUUCGUCUUGGCGGAAUACUCGGGGGCGAUGCCGACGAUCGACAAAGACAAAGACAGAUUUUUGAACAAUGUGGACCUGGUGGACGACGACGGCAGCAUCGAGACGGCCCUGAUAAACUACCUGUUCACCAAGCAGAUCGUCAAGCGUCUCCGCGAUCAGCUGGACGUCGGCGACCUGCAGCGUAAACGAAACUACUGGAAGCAGUGCGCCUUCAACGCGGUGUCUUGCUUCGGUAAAUAGGCGCGCGGCAGGACGGAGGAAAAGCCGGGCGAGAGAGAGAGAGAGAGAGAGAGAGAGAGAGAGAAAGAUGAUCUCGUUACGUGCGCGUCACCGCCGGAAAGAGUUCAGGAACCCUCCCCUCCCUUCCCCCUUGCCUGCCCCCCAGCCGUUUUAUCAGGAAAACACACCGAGGAAUCCGCGCGAGAGGGAAAUUAGCCCCGCGAAGUGAAAAACGCAACGCAAUUCGACUGCAAAACAAACGGCCACUGUUUAUUAGCGAUAACGACAAUUAAUUACUUCCUCGCGCCGUUAAAUUGUACACGUAUAUAUAUAUAUACAGCCGCGGACGCACGCGCACGUUCUCGGCCGCCGCUUCGCGUGAUGUAGCGCGCGUAAUCCGUUCAACGAAAUAUAAUUCGACGUACGAGAAAUAACAGCCGCCCGCCCGACUGCUACCCGCCGAGGUAUUUAGAGCGAAUGUAAUCCGUUUUAGUCGCGGACGCGCCGCGCCGCGCCGCGCGGAACGACCCGACUCUCUCGCGCCACCCACGAAAACAUGUGUUUCGGCGACGGGGGAGGGGGGCCCCUCUCUCUCUGCAGCACAACCGAUAAUGCAAUAAAAGGUUUAAUGAAUUUUAAUAAAGCGCGCUCACCCUCUCCGAUGUGCGCGCGCGCGGUCUAGCGUGCAAUUCGCGCGCGAGCGAACUCGUCCGGAAAUCGACUCUGCCUCGCGAGCUGCUCCUAUACCCGCUGCCGCUCUGCACCUGACGGCGGUAACAUUUGCUAAAUCCGAAGAAUAUCGCGAACGCGCACCGGGCUGAAAAAUAAGCAACGCAAAUAAAAAGCGCAACAGUGGGAGUGUUGAAAAAAAAAAAAA